GCAGAGGCCACACGGUCGUCAGAUGUCAUAAGGGUGCUGGUGCAGUAAUGCUGGAGACACUGAGCUGAGGAAAUUGAAAUAAAAUCACAAUGGAUUUACUAGACUUAACAUAUGAUUACGAAGACUAUGGAAAUGUCACCGACUAUGGAAAUUUCACCUUUGGCAAUGUAACACAUGAAGAAACUUAUUACCACCACACAGCCCAAAACAUGUGCUUCACUCAGGUCCUCUGCGUGCUGUUGCUGGUGAUCAACAUGCUCAUCUGUCUGCUGGGUCUUAGUGGAAACGGCGUGGUCAUCUGGAUCGCAGGGUUUGCCAUGAAGAAGUCAGUCAACACCACCUGGUACCUGAGUCUGGCUGUGUCUGACUUCAUAUUUUGCGCCUUUUUGCCUUUUAACAUUGCCUACAGUGCCACAUCCAACUGGAUCUUCGGCCUCUUCAUGUGCAAGUUCACUUCGUUCGUCAUGUUCCUCAACAUGUUCAGCAGCAUCUUCAUCCUGGUCAUCAUCAGCGUGGACCGUUGCGUCGCCGUCAUGUUCCCCGUUUGGGCACAAAAUCACCGCACCAUUGGAAAAGCAUCGGUGUUGAUCAUACUUGCCUGGAUCGCCUCCGCAGCUUUAAGCAUCCCAUCAAUUGUGUACCGUGACGUCCAGAAUUAUCUGGGCACAAACGAUUGCAUGAACAACUACACGUCCAGCAGGUACGGCCAUAAAGUCAUUGCUGUGAGCCGCUUUAUUUUUGGCUUUAUAAUUCCAUUCAUCCUCAUCAUCCUUUGCUACACGGUCAUUAUCGUCAGGCUGAGAGCUUCCAAAAUGGCCAAAUCCAACAAGCCAUUUAAGAUCAUGACAGCUCUCAUCCUGACCUUCUUCCUUUGCUGGUUGCCGUACCAUACAUUUGUGCUGAUCGAAUUUAACCAGACCUUUGAGAAUGGCAUCAUUCGUCUUGGGAUGCAAAUAGGCACCAUCACUGCUGCCGCAAACAGCUUCCUGAACCCUGUGUUGUACGUGUUCAUGGGCAAUGACUUCAGAAAGAGGUUCAAGAGUUCCAUCUUAUCCAAGAUUGAGAAUGCUAUUGGAGAAGAAGGACGAACCAUCAGUCGCUAUCUGUCCCGCUCCAGCUCGGUGGACGCCAGGGCUUCCACUCAUAUCUGAAAAACAGACUCAAAGCUGAGUGACUGUUUUGUAUGGAUGUUAGUUUAAUGCACUGACAAAGUUUGAUUUGUUGUACAAUUAAAUUGUGCAUGAACAUUCUACGUUUUAAGACAAAAAUAUGAUAUAUAGGACUAUAAGAAAUGUACUGCCUCAGUGCUGCUUAGUGGAUGCCUGGGAAAAGAAAGUAGAACUUGGUUAUUUUACAAUUAAUCAUCCACUAAUACACCAAAAAAAAGGUCACACUUUAUUUUGAUGGUCCGUUUGUUGAAUUUAAGUUACAUUGCAUCUACAUGCCAACUAAUUCUCAUUAGAUUAUAAGUAGACUGUUAGGUUAGGGUUAGUGUGAGCUGACAUGCACUUGCAAAGUUUUUUAUAGUCAGUCUGUUGAAGGAGCAGAUUUUAAGCAGACACUCUAAAAAUACUCAAAAAGACCAUCUAAAUAAAGUGUUUAAAAAAAAGGUUUAGUGGACUGAAGACCUUCCAUUUAUAUUUUUUACAAUGUUUUCUUUAGUAUUUUUGUAAAUUUUAUGCUAUCAUUUAGUAUCAUUAAUUGUAAAGUAUAAAAAUAAAGAAAAUAUAUUGGAAAUUUGUGUUUCACUUCAGCUCAGUAGAUGUUAACGCUUCCACUCAUGUCUUAAAGAUAAAUCUAGGUUUAAGGUUAGUUUCAUUCAAUGCAUUUGUUUAGUAUGACUAAGAGAACAUUUUUGGUUUUGAUUGUGCACUUUAUGACAAAAAAACAUAGAAUAUAUAUGGGAAAGGUACUGAAAAUUUACUGCCACACUCAAGCUGCCUGGAUGGCAGCACUUUCGCUCAUAUCUAAAAAGUAAUUAUAUUUUAGUUAAAUUAAUGCAUUCAUUUAGUAGAAUUAAUUAUACAAUUAGAAUUUGUGUAUAGUCAGCCUGAUCUCAUGAGGAAACAUAACAGAAUUUUACGUUUUGUCCGUUUAGUGGCUAAUUCAGUCGUAUGAAAAUGUACGAUUUUUAAAAGAAGUUGUGGCACCAAAACCCCACCUCUAAACUCAACAAUUAUUUGGGAUAAGCAAAUUGUACUAAAUUGUAAAAAUUAGAACACGAUCAAAAACUAACAAAAACUUUUUGAUAAACGUAACUAAAUCAAAAAGUUACAAAAUACAAAAGAAAUGCAGAAAAGUGUUCCAACAACUUCCGAAAACUGCAUGAAAUACACACACAAAAGCUUCUUCAUUGGCAUUGUUGGUUGCACGUAUAACCUCUAAAGAACCUCUACUUUUCACUAAAGUACUUUUUAUAUUAUUAUGAAUGCUAAAUGCCUUCACUACUGGUUAUUUUAAACUUUCUAUGUAAAAUAAAUUAAUGUUUGUGCUUUGUGAAGCCCAGUGUACCAAAUGUCUUUAUAAUGUCUUCAUACUACUGGUUAUUUUAAACUUUCAAUGUAAAAAAAAUUAUUAAAUAAUUAAAUGUUUGUGCUUUGUGAAGCCCAGUGUACCAUAUUAUGACAUUAUGAAGACAUUAUGAAGACAUUUUCUGCAUUGCUUUUUCUUUAUGUUUAAUCUAUUUAUUGGAUUAGGAAGCACACUGUGAUAUGCUUAAAGUAAAAUGAAAUCUAAAAGUGCUAUUAGUAUUUGAAUUGGGAAUUUCAGUGCAGGACAUUGUUCUGACACUGUUGACUUUACAAGUACACUUUUACUUCAUACCAAUAGGUUAGCUAAGAGCACCAAAAUAAAUAAUGGAUAGUUCCUCAAAAAUUAAAAUUUACUUAUCAUAUACUCAAACUCAAGUGAUUUCAUACCUAUAUAUGUUUUGUUUUAUCUUUUGAACACAAAAGAAGAUAUUUGAAUAAAAAAAACUGUAACCAACUUCCACAAUAGAAAAAAAAAAUUACCCUGGAAGUCAGUGGUUAUAGGUUUCUAAUAAUUUUUAACAGAGAAAAAAGUCUGCGACAAGUGAAUGGUGAGUAAAUGAUGACAGAUGUUUCAGUAAUGUGUGAACUGUUCCUUUAUGGUGAAAUCAAAGAAUGAACCAAGUGACACUUUUCUCAAUGUUUAAUACUGUAAACUAAAACAAUCUUCUGUAUUACAAAAAGGCAUAUAAAAAAAUGUUACGUGACUUAUUGAAUGGUACUGCAUUGCAGAUCUGAUGAAAACAUCUACAUUGAUAUGAUCACAUGCUUUCGUAACUGCUAUUCUCUUAUUGUUAUAAUUUUAGCAGUUUUUUUUUAGUAUACUGAGAGGAACCAUGAAUGUCAUAUUUCAUUAACAUUUUCAACAUAUGUAAAGGGAAGAUGUGGUGCAACAACCACAGGAUGUAGACACUGUGACAAUUGUUUCUUUUUAAACAGAGACUUUUUGAACACACUUUAGUCCAAUCAUCUUCCUAUUAUAAAGUAUAGACAUUAACAAUAUAGUGAA
Danio rerio (zebrafish) is the source of this 3537-nucleotide messenger RNA. The record is from RefSeq and is a predicted model, not a curated record. Lineage: Eukaryota; Metazoa; Chordata; Actinopteri; Cypriniformes; Danionidae.